This is a messenger RNA of Vicugna pacos (alpaca), 3916 nucleotides long. Lineage: Eukaryota; Metazoa; Chordata; Mammalia; Artiodactyla; Camelidae. The record is from RefSeq and is a predicted model, not a curated record.
GUGGAAAUCAACGAGAACUUGCCCGCCGGAAAAACAUGAAGAAAUCACAGGAAAUUAGUAAGGGAAAAAGAAAAGAAGAUAGCUUGACUACCUCUCAGAGAAAACAGAGAAAAUUUAUUGUUUAAAACAAAAACACCCUGGCCGAACCACUCUACGAACAGAUGAAAAAUUGAAAUCAAAGAACUGAGAGAAUACGGAGAAGAACCACCAAGGCGGCCGCUGCCUGUCAGCUCACGGAGCCCGCCCCGCGGCCGGCAGUCAGGCCGCCAUGCUCUUCCGCUCCCAGACGCCCGGCGGCGGAAGUCGUCACUCGUGGAGGGACAGAAUCCACGCUGCGCACCAGGCAGCAGGCUCGUCAUGGCGAUGGGUGGUGGCAGCGGCGGCGGCGGCGGCGUUCCCGAGCCGGAGGACUCGGUGCUGUUCCGGCGUGGCACAGGCCAGAGUGAUGAUUCUGACAUUUGGGAUGAUACAGCACUGAUAAAAGCUUAUGAUAAAGCUGUGGCUUCAUUUAAGCACGCGCUAAAGAAUGGUGACAUUUCUGAAGCUUCAGAUAAACCAAAAGGCACACCUAAAAGAAAACCUGCUAAGAAGAAUAAAAGCCAAAAAAAGAAUAACACAACUCCCUUGAAACAGUGGAAAGUUGGUGACAAAUGUUCUGCCAUUUGGUCAGAAGACGGCUGCGUUUAUCCAGCUACCAUUGCUUCAAUUGAUUAUAAGAGAGAAACCUGUGUUGUGGUUUAUACUGGAUAUGGAAAUAGAGAGGAGCAAAAUCUGUCUGAUAUACUUUCCCCAACGUCUGAAGUAAUUAAUAAUACAGAACAGAAUGCUCAAGAGAAUGAAAAUGAAAGUCAAAUUUCAACAGAUGAAAGUGAGAACUCCUCCAGGUCUCCUGGAAAUAAACCAAAUAACAUCAAGUCAAAAACUGCUCCAUGGAAUUCUUUUCUCCCUCCACCACCUCCCAUGCCAGGAUCAGGUCUGGGACCAGGAAAGCCAGGUCUAAAAUUCAGUGGCCCACCACCACCACCACCGCCACCACCCUUCUUGUCAUGCUGGCUGCCUCCAUUUCCUUCUGGACCACCAAUAAUUCCCCCACCGCCUCCCAUAUGUCCAGAUUCUUUGGAUGAUGCUGAUGCUUUGGGAAGUAUGUUAAUCUCUUGGUAUAUGAGUGGCUAUCAUACUGGUUACUAUAUGGGUUUCAGACAAAAUCAAAAAGAAGGAAGGUGCUCACAUUUCAAUUAAGGAGUAAGUUUGCCAUCAUUAUAAAAGUUAUUCAGUGUUCUUUAAUAGGUGCAGCUGUCUCCCAAGGAGAAUGUAUUUUGAUGUGCUCUGGUCGAUGUGAACAAAAGUUUCAUCAUUUUCUUCAUGAAUACUUGGAUAGGUGCAUGUCAUCUACAUUUCCCCUUGUUGGAUGUGUCUCAUGCCUAAAUAACCAGUUAGGUAUUUGGAGAGAAUAAUUCAUUUGAAUAAUUGAACAAUGGAAAUGUGAGUGAUUGAAAGAAACUCAAGGUCACAUAUAGUGCAGAAAAUUUAUUCUGUCAAAAUCACAAUUAAGCACAUUUGUAUAUUGUAACUUUCUUAGUAAAUAUGUUAAGCUUUUUAUUAAUACUUUAAAAAUAAAUGAUCAAUCUUUUUUUUUUUUUAAGCAUGACCAUCUGAUUUUUUGGGGUGGGGGUGCAGAACAUACAUGGUUAAGUUGGAGUCUAUCUAAUGAUGUAGAAAAGCACUCCUCAAGCUUAUUUGGUAAAGGAUAGUAUUGAAAGAUGCAAGCACUUGUAAAACAAUGUUGCUGAUAAUUCAAAAUUAGGGAACAAAGCCUUGCUGAAGCUGAAUGUCAUAGUCAUGGGACUGGACUGGGCCAAUCAGGAACCAAGGCUGUGUCCUGUUGCUUGGAAGUUACACUGUCAGUCUCCUCCUUCACCUUUUCUUAUCUGUCUACCUCUUUUCUAGCUUUCUCCACAUCCUUGUCAUGCACACUACCUUGCAGUUCCAUCUGCCAUCCCUUUGACUAUAUGUCUCUCAGUUCAAAUUCUAUGGAGAGGUAAAAGUCACACUGUUUAGUCUAAGGAUUAAUGUCCAUGUACCAGAGAUUCUCCCUAGUCCAUUUAGCCAUAGGAGAAUAUGUUAAUAUGUUAAGUGCUUUCUUUCAGAGGUUUUUGCUUGGACAAACUAAAUGUGCCUAACAUAUUAGUAGCUGCCCAGUAUUUGCUGAAUAAGUGAAUGAAUAUUCAAGUGCCUGGUAAGUAAGCUUUGCAGAAUGGGAUGUUCUAUGGCUAAAGCUUUUUUGUACAGGGUAAGUGGAAUUUUAUCUUUUUUCAUGACAAUCAGCUAAUAUUUUAUACAUCUAGUGUAUAUUAAUUGCCUAAGUAUGUGCUGGGAUAAAUUUAGUUAUGAACGUAGCUUACUUGCCUUGUAAGAUUUUUGAAUGUUACCCCCCUUAAUACCUAAUACAGUUGAAGAGUAGUUGUAGGUUCCUGAAAGUCAUUCAUUUCAGCAAAUAUUUAACUUUGUGUUGGACACUCUUCUAGGUGCUUGGGAGACAGUAAUGAACAUAACAGAGGAAAGUUCUUGCUUAAAAUGGUUAAGAACUAACUAGUAAACAAGUAUAAUUUAUAAGGUGGCAGCUAGUGAUACAUGUCAGAGAGAAAAGUGAAAACAGGAAAGGAGGUUAGGCAGAGUGGGACUGGAAGCAGGGAUGCUUUUUAAAAAAUGGUCAGGGAACUCCUCAUUGAGGUGACAUUUGAGCAGAGAUUCAAAGGAAAUGAGAGACAUUCACAUAAGUAGAGGGAACCUCCCAGGGAAAGGCGUGAAGGGAAUAGCAAAUCAGCUUGGCUUGGAGUGGAAGUGAGCAAGGAGGAAAGACUGAAGGAAAGGAGGUAAGAGAGGUAGCCAAGGGUCAGGUCAUAUGUAGGCCAUUGCAAGGUCUUCACCAUUUACUUGGAGCUAGGAAUCCAUUGGAAGAUUUUGAACCAAAGGUGUAGCAUGAUCAGAUAUAUAGAAAGAGCCUUCUGACAGCUAUGUUGAAAAUACACCAUAAGUUUCAAGAGAGAAAGCAGGCUGACUUACUUAGGACCAGUGAGCUUGGAUCUGAGUGUAUUUUGCAGCUGGAGCUCAGGAUUUGCCAAUAGAAAGAAAGUAAUCCAGACUGACUCCCAAGGUUUUUGGCCUGAGCAAGUGAAAAAAUAAUGAGAUGGAGAAGUCUGCCUCAAGGGUACUUCUGUGGAAAGGAAGGAUAGGAGUUGGGUUUGGACAUGUGUAAUCUGAAAUGCCCAUUAAUAGGACUUGGAUAUGAAAAAUAAGUUCAAAGGAGAGAUCUGGGAUAAAGAUGAAAAUUUAGAAGUUAGCAUAGACCUGGAAUUUAAAGCCAUUCAAAUAGGAUGAGACAGCCCAGGAAGUGCAUUUAAAUAGGGAAGUUAGAGGAGAACUCUGGGAUAUUCCCCAUGUUUAGAGAUGAGGUAUGAGGAGAAGCAGUAAAAGAGACAGCUCUCAAUGAGUAAGGAAUCCCAAAGGGAUGCCCUGGAAGCCAAAUGAAGAAAGCGUUUUGAGGAGUAAUGGGCGGUAUCAAAGGGGCCGAUAGGUCAGAUGCUGCUAAUGAGUCACGUAGGAUGAGGACUGAGAAGUAUUCACUGAAUUUAGCAAGGUGGAGAUCAUUGGUGACCCUCAUAAGAGCUGUUUUGGUGAAACAGGAGGUGGGAGAGAAUGUAACAGUUGAAGACAGCACAUAAAAACAACUCUUGCAAGGAACUUUGUAUUUCUGAAUUUUUGUUACAUUUGGGUUAUUAGUAAAAAUCCUAUUAGAUAUAACUUUGAAGUUUUGGUGAAGCUUGUUUAAGUUGUGUGUGUAGUAUACUGUAUGUGUGUAAAUUUUAUAUAAGAGUUCUUACUGUGGGUCAUGGUUUAAAAAAGUUUUGAAAAAUAC